Messenger RNA from Rhodotorula graminis WP1, 3405 nucleotides. RefSeq lists its product as uncharacterized. Lineage: Eukaryota; Fungi; Basidiomycota; Microbotryomycetes; Sporidiobolales; Sporidiobolaceae. The coding region runs from base 1 to 3405 and encodes 1134 amino acids. The transcript has 3 exons. The record is from RefSeq and is a predicted model, not a curated record.
AUGCACCUCCUGGCAUCGGUUGCGCUGUGCGCCCUCGUCCUCGCCGUCACGCUGCGCUUCCUCGCGCCGGCCCUCCUCCACCUCUUCCUCUUCCCGCCCCACCUGCGCAUCUCGCACCUCACCCUCUCGUCCAUCCGCGGCGUGCGCCUCACGACCGGCCACGGCAUCCGCAUCGACGUCGACUGUGUCACCUUUGCGCGCGCGAGGGGCGACGAGCGUGACCGCGGCGCGUGGGCCGUCCUCCGCGUCGAGGGCGUCAACGUCGUCGUGCCCCUCGAGGCCCUCUCUCGCUCGCGUGCGCCCAAGUCCAAGCGCUCGUCGCACCACCCUCCCCCCCCUUCCCCAGCGGCACACAUCAAGGCCGCUCCCCCUCAUCCUCCUUCUCCCCCUCGCCGCCGCCGCCCUCACCCUCUCCUCGCUCUCGCGACCCGCCUCGUCCCGCACCUCGCGCACCGCUUCGCCCUGCGUGUCUCGCCUGUGCGCAUCUCGCUCGGCGGCGACGGCAACGGCCCGACCCUCGAGGCGAGCCUCGUCGCCGGCGUCAGCUCGUCGCACCGCCCGGCCCGUGCCGCCGCGCCCUCGCCGUCGCGCUCCCGCACCCACGCCCACGCACACGCGCACGCGCUCGGCAUCGGAGCGCACGAGCUCAGCGCGUGGGUGCGCAUCGCCGGCGUCUCGCUCGUCGACGGGCCGGCCUCGCCGGGCAGCGCCAGCGCCGCAGUCGAGCACGAGCGGCGCAAGCCCGCGCUCGAGCUCCCCGGCGCCAUCGAGCUGCGCGCCGCGCUCGAGCUCGCGCGAGGGCGGUGGGAGCCGCGUGAGGGCGGCCUCGAGGUGACGCUCGCGCCCGUCGGCGGGCGCUGCAGCGAUGCCGCCGCCGACGAGCUCGAGGCCGGGGCGUGCGGCGCGAGCGAGGUCGGCGGCGAGCUCAACGGCCGGGACAAGAAGGCGCGCGAGGGAGGGCGCAGGCGGCACGCGCCCGAGCGUCGGGCGCAGGACGAUGCCGAGGCGCACGAGGGCGCGCUCCUCCUGCGAGUUCAAGAGCUCGAGAGCGUCCUCGACCGCGUCAAGACCGCGCUCGACGACGUCAAGGCGCAGCAGGGUCCGCCGCUCGAGCGCGCAGACUCGCCCGACGGCGCCGACCUCGAGGCGGCGAGCGCACAGCGCGCCAAGGCGGCACGCGCGCGCAAGAUGCCGCGCCUCCUCGGCAGCGUCGACCUCGCGCUACCGCCCGUCGUCCUCGCCGCGCACUAUGCCGCGCCGUCCUCGUCGCCGGCCGACGCCGCCAACGCCGCCGAGAGCAAGGCGCGCCCGUCGACCAUGUCGCUCGCGCUCGCGCUCCGCGGCGCGCGGGUGCAGAUGCGGCGAGGGGCGGCGUGCAAGGAGCACGAGGGGUGGAUCGCGCAGGGAGAAGAGGCGUGGAGCGUCGGGGCCGAGUGGGCCGAGGUCGAGGGGCGGAUGAGGAUGGGGCAGCUCGUGGACGAGGAUCGAGAUGAGCUCCUGACGGGCCCGAGUGCCACCAAGGCCCUCUCGCUCGGCGCCUCGAGGAUCGACCUCUCGUCGACCUGGAUCCCUUCCUCCUCCUCGGCACCUCCUCCUCCCAAUUCCUCGACGUCUACCGCCGACUCUUCGGCUGCAUCCGCGCCCUCGACCGCACCACCGCGCAACCACAACGACCCGCUCGUCGUCGUCGAGGGCCUGCUCGGUCCCCUGCGGGCACACGCCGCGUUCGAGACGCUCGCCGCCGCCGUGCGCAUCCUUCACUCGCGCCCGGCGCGUGCGUCGGCCCCUCGCACAGCCGCAUCGAGCCGGCCCGCCUCGGCGUCGCCGUCGUCCUCCCCAUCGGCGGGCGACCGGCCGACUUCGCGCCGCGUGUUCGGCCUUCCUCGAGUCGUCGGCGCGCUCACCCUGUCGGGCAUCGAGCUGCGGCUCCAGGGUCCCGUCCUAGCGCCGUCCGAGCCCGACCCGGCGCGCCUCGCCGCGCCCGACCCGGACGACCCAUUCUUCCGCAGCUGGGCGUCGCCCGAGCUCUUGUGCGUCAGCGCGCCGCGCGUCCGAUGCGCGUUCGGGGCGCAGUGGGACGAGCGCAGCGUGAGGAGGAGCGAGGUCGAGCGACGCGCGGCGGACCGCGCGAGGCGGCACCACCGCGGCGUCGAGCGCGAGCGGGCCAAGCGCAGCUCGCAGCGCGAGGAGGACCGGGACCGAGAGCGCAGCAGGAGCAGGAGCAGGAGCAAGAGUCGCGUCGUGCCGGACGAGCGGCCCGGCAUGCGCCGCACGGCGACGAGUGCGCUCGAGGACGAGCUUGGCGUGCCGCCGCCGCCGGCGCUCUCCGAGGACUACUCGCGCAGGCGCAUCAAGCCGCUCAAGGUCGCGCCCAACCUCAACAAGGACCUCGACCAGUUCUCGUUCGAGUACGCGACGCGCCUCUCGGUGACGGCCGACACGCUCAACGUCUUUAUCCUCGCGAGCAACCACGAGGAGCACGAGCAUGAAUCGGCGAGCGCCUACGACUCGGACGACUCAACGGCGUCGGCGCCAUCGACUGCGGCGGCCGACGACGGCGACGCUCGGCAGCCUCGCAUGCGCCGGCGCAGCACGUACGGCAUGCCGGCGCUCCCGUCCGACCCUGUUCGACUCGACAUCCUCGCGCUCGGCCCUCUCGAGCUCACGUCGGCCGUGCGCGCGCUCGGCGACGAGUCGCUCGACGACGCGGCGGGCACGCACCUGGUCCCGUGGGUCGACGCCGCGACAUGCCGCGGCGAGCAUGGCGUGCUUCUCGAGACGAUCCAGAUCGACCUGUGGCGGCCCGUCGUCAUGGGCUGUGUGCGCGACCUCGCGUCGGCCCUGAUGGCGUCCAAGCGGUCCCUGGCCUCGCCGACGUCGGCGCCGGCCAGCGACGCUCCAGCUCGGCCCUCGUCCGCCAUCCGGCCUCUCGUCGACCUCCUGCCCGCCGACCAGAACCUGUACAUCGCGCUCGCGUCGUUCGACCUCCGCAUCGCCGGCGCCGACCCCAAGGCCGACCCGCACUCGUGCCGGGGCGUCGCCCUCCACACCGGUCCGCUCGUCCUCCAGUACCUCAUGCAGUCGGCGCACGAGCCCGGCUCGGCCGGCGACUACGCCGCGCGCGCGGCUCUGCGCCUCGCCGAGGACGUCCGCAUCGAGGCGAACGCGAGCGCCAACCCGGACACGCCCGGGCUCGGCCCGCCGCCGGUCGCGCUCGCCAAGGUGAGCCUGCACGGCUGGAGCGUCGACCCAGUCGUCGAUGCGCGCGCGAGUCGAGGACGGCGCCGUCGCGGCGUCGGCAAGUACGGCGGCGGCGGCGGCGGCGCAGCAGGUCAGGCGCAGCGAGGCGGCGACGAGCACGCCCAGCACGGGCCCGACUGGGAGCUACGUGGGCGAGCCGUCUAG